Penicillium verhagenii is the source of this 1242-nucleotide messenger RNA. RefSeq names its product serine/threonine-protein kinase. The record is from RefSeq and is a predicted model, not a curated record. Gene Ontology annotation, biological process: intracellular signal transduction; protein phosphorylation. The transcript is spliced from 2 exons. Bases 1 to 1242 code for a protein of 413 amino acids. Gene Ontology annotation, molecular function: ATP binding; protein serine/threonine kinase activity. NCBI's taxonomy places the organism in Eukaryota, Fungi, Ascomycota, Eurotiomycetes, Eurotiales, Aspergillaceae.
AUGUAUCCCACCAUGCUUCCCACACCACCACCGUCUCCCGUUCCCAGGUGUUUUACUCCAGAGGACCGAUUAGGAUUUAUCUUGGCCAACCGUCUGGAACUCACUGGCAUCCUGGGUGUCGGUGCCUAUGGAGUCGUCUAUACUGCCGUGGACAUUCACACCAACAUUUCUUAUGCUGUCAAGGCACUUAGCAAAUCUGGGCUGGAUCCCCGACAACUAAAGUACCAACAACGAGAGAUUCGUUUGCACCAUUUGGCCAGCCAACACCCCAAUGUUGUCUCCUUGGUUCGCAUAAUGGAUUCCGUGGAUUGCACUUACGUUGUCAUGGAAUACUGCCCGGAGGGUGAUUUGUUCUCCAGUAUCACUGACAAGGGAAACUUCGUCUCCAAUGACCCAUUGGUGAAGAGUGUGUUCUUGCAAUUACUGGAUGCCGUACAGUUCUGCCAUUCCAUUGGGAUUUACCACCGGGAUCUUAAGCCUGAGAACGUCUUAGUGACGGACCAAGGCAUGACUGUUAAAUUGGCCGACUUCGGCUUGGCCACUACGGAUUACAUUACCUCGGAUUUCGGAUGCGGUUCCACCUUUUACAUGUCGCCUGAAUGUCAACAGACCAACCCUCGACCCAUGUCUUGUUACGCUUCCGCCGCCAAUGAUGUCUGGAGCCUGGGUGUCAUGCUCGUGAACCUGACCUGCGGUCGCAACCCAUGGAAGCGGGCCUCGGUCGAAGAUUCCACAUUCCGGGCAUACCUCAAGGAUCCUUUCUUCCUUAAAUCUAUUCUGCCCUUGUCCACGGAGAUGGUCUGUAUUCUCAGCCGCGUGUUUGACCGCGACCCUGCCAAGAGGAUAACCAUCCCGGAACUCCGCCAACUGAUCGUGGAUUGCCCCCGUUUUACCGAACAACCCCCCGUGGCCUCCUGGGUGCCGGACCAGAUUCCGCAGGCCGACUACCUGGUCCAGCCCCAGCAGAUCCCCUUCGCCCCCCUGGAACCCCUUCAUGCCCAACAGUCCGGAUCCUCAUCGGAUUCUUCACAGUAUUCCGAUUUCUCCGACUCGGCUAUCUCUGAUACUUCCGCCUUGACCGAAGACUAUGGCGACUACGCCGAUUAUAACUGCAUGUCGCCUAUGAUCUCGCAACAAGUGCAGGUUCCGGACUGCAAGGUUGUUUUCCCCCAUCCCAUCUGCGUGGACCAAGGCAUACCCGCGGAUACCUUCACCACGGGAGCGCCCAUUAUGGUCUAUUAA